CUCCAAGAAAUAAGAAAAAAUGAAAAGCAGAAAAUACAAUCACCACCCCAUUUCUAGGCUAGAGCUUGCCCAAAGCACUAGACAGGGUUUCAUACUUUUCUCCAGUUGGCAAUCACUUUCACAGGAAGAGAAAAUUACAAGACAACCGUACAAAGUAGCUCCAUGUUCUACACCCACACACACACACUCUUGAGAAAAAGUUACAAAAGCUCCAUGCCCCCCAACAACUGAACAGUAAAUAAUACAUCUGAUGAGAGACAGGCUUGCUUGAAGAUGGAACAACAUCAUCUUAUAGCAAAAUCACCUUCUAAUAAUUAGCCAGCUAGCUUUACAAUUAAUGGCCUAUGCCCCCUCCCCAUCCCCAAUAAAAUUAGACCACACUUGGCUCUAAGGAUCCCCUCCUCACAGACACUGCUCCCCUUUCCCAACACAACAACAGCCCACACUCACUCAUACGGUAGUGCACUUACGUACACACACACACAGUCACUUGUUUACUAAAUGGUUCAGACACAGCUUGAUCCGUGUCCCAUGUUUCUCCUCAUCUCUGUCACUCACUGCCCAUGUUUCCUUUUGGUUUCUGCUAACUCAGUGAUCAGCAGUAAGUACUAGAGUAGUAGCGAUAUUGUUAGUGGCCAGUACUAGUGGUAGUAGAAAUUGAAGUGGUGGUGGUGGAUAUGAAUAGUGGUGGUGCAGCAGGGGUUGGGGUUGAAGGUGGGGGUGGUGGAGCAGCGGGGAUAGCAGCUGGGGGAAUGGGGACAGGAGUGAUGACAAUGAGGUCACCAUUUACAGUGUCACAGUGGCAAGAACUGGAACAUCAAGCUUUGAUCUAUAAGUACAUGGUGGCAGGUCUGCCUGUUCCACCUGAUCUUGUGCUCCCUAUUCAGAGGAGCUUUGAGUCCAUUUCUCAUAGAUUCUUCCACCAUCCCACCAUGAGCUAUUGCACUUUCUAUGGCAAGAAGGUGGAUCCGGAACCAGGUCGAUGCAGGAGGACUGACGGCAAGAAGUGGAGGUGCUCUAAAGAUGCCUACCCAGACUCCAAGUACUGUGAGCGCCACAUGCACCGUGGCCGCAACCGUUCAAGAAAGCCUGUGGAAUCACAAACCAUGACACAGUCAUCGUCCACCGUGACAUCACUGACUGUUACAGGAAGCAGCAGUGGAACUGGAAGCUUCCAGAACCUUCCAUUGCACACAUAUAGCAAUCCCCAGGGCACUGCUUCUGGAACUAACCAAUCAUAUUAUCAUAUGAACUCUGUUCCCUACGGAAUCCCAACCAAAGAUUACAGGUAUCUUCAAGGACUUAAGCCUGAAGGUGGGGAGCAUAGCUUCUUGUCUGAAGCCUCAGGAAGCAACAAGGGUCUUCAGAUAGAGUCACAGCUGGACAGUGCAUGGUCUUUGAUGCAAUCCAGAGUCUCAUCAUUCCCCACAGAGAAAUCAACUGAAAACUCGACGUUGCAAAAUAAUCAUCCCCAGCAUUCAUUUUUCAGUAGUGAUUUCACCACCAGGGAAUCUGUGAAACAGGAUGGGCAGUCUCUUCGACCCUUCUUUGAUGAGUGGCCUCAAAACCGAGACGCCUGGUCUGGCCUCGAGAAUGAUAGUUCCAACCAGACCUCAUUCUCCACAACGCAGCUGUCGAUAUCCAUUCCAAUGGCCUCAUCUGACUUCUCCACAAGUUGUCGUUCUCCACGAGAUAACUGAGAGGACACUAAGAAUUCACAAAACAAAGCCAAAGGUGGUCCUGGCCAAAGAUUAACACAUACUUGUGUUAAAUUUUUGUUGGUUUUCUGCAUUAAUGUGUUGUGUAACGUCUGCUGCAUUUGCAAUCACAAAGUUUUAAUUGCGGAUAUAAAACAAACUCAGACAGGUGAUUUGAGAGACGGGGAGCAUUGUGGGUGGCUGUAGUGAAUCAAGGGUAGCAGUUUUUUCAGCUUGGUUUUGAUAGACGUUCUCCUUGGUACACUGAAUAAAGCUGCUCCAUUUAUGUAACUAACAGCUUUUGUAAUCCUGAUAUCGCUGCCUUCAUUAUCUAUCUCUAUCCUUAACUCCUAGGGUGGCAACUGGCAAGAUUUGUUCAGAUUUAAGG
Populus euphratica (Euphrates poplar) is the source of this 2085-nucleotide messenger RNA. RefSeq names its product growth-regulating factor 4-like. Gene Ontology annotation, molecular function: ATP binding. The transcript is spliced from 4 exons. The record is from RefSeq and is a predicted model, not a curated record. NCBI's taxonomy places the organism in Eukaryota, Viridiplantae, Streptophyta, Magnoliopsida, Malpighiales, Salicaceae. Bases 678 to 1700 code for a protein of 340 amino acids. Gene Ontology annotation, biological process: developmental process; regulation of DNA-templated transcription; DNA-templated transcription. Gene Ontology annotation, cellular component: nucleus.